UUUGUUUACUAGUUUAGUACGAGUGAAUCGAAGAAGCGCGGCGCUGAUUGAAAAGUCAGAAAUUCCUAACCUGAAUUGAGUGCGGCGUUUGUGCUAUUAGUAUACAAACAGUUUUCGCUUGAGAAUAGUAUAAAAAAUAACAGUGGGGUAAAUGACUAUAAUGUCGCUGGCCCAUUAUCUGCAGAUGCUGGAGAGGUGCUGGCAUCAACAGGAUGGCCUCAAGAUUGCAGCCCUCCUCUCCCUGCGCUACGAUCAAGCUGCAAACCUUGCCCAAGAAAACCCCACGGGAAUGGUGAUGAGGUUCGUUAAACCGCCACUCGAUGAGCUUGUCAUCGCUCAUUUGAAGUGUAUGCACUAUUUACUCAUGGGCAGCUUCACUUACGCUUACAAACAGCAAAGCGUGCUGGUGCAGAAUCUCACAAAGAUUAUACAGACGCAGAAGGAGGAAAACUGGUUUCUGCCUGUCAUGUACACGACUUGCUUAGAUUUGCGGAUUUUGGCGCAAGGUGCCGAAAAGGAGCAGAUGUCAGUGAAUAAUAAGCCUGGGGAAAUCUUAGAGAAGGCUGCCGAGUGUCUGAUGGGUUGUUUCAGGGUGUGCGCAGCUGAUAACAGAUCUUCAGAGGAGAGCACCAAAAGAAUCGGCAUGCUGAAUUUGGUGAAUCAAUUGUUUAAGGUGUACUCGAAGAUCAAUAAACUGCAUCUGUGCAAGCCACUGAUUAGGGCUAUAGAAUCUUCACCGUUCAAGGAAAGUUUCUCGUUGAGUCAACAGAUAACCUACAGGUAUUACGUGGGGAGAAAAGCUAUGUUCGACAGUGAUUACAAUGCUGCCAACGAGUAUCUGACGUACGCUUUCGAGAAUUGUCACAAAGACAGCAGGAAAAACAAGAGACUGAUACUGUUUUAUUUGGUGCCUGUCAAGAUGUUGCUUGGUUACAUGCCCAGCAGGAAAGUGCUGGAGAAGUACGACGUGCAACAGUUCUGGGAUUUGGUACAAGCAGUCUCGCAGGGAAAUUUGAAAUUGUUCGAUGAACUGAUGGAGAAGCACGAGCAAUUCUUCAUCAAGUGCGGCAUCUAUUUGAUCGUCGAUAAAUUGAAGAUCAUCGCCUACAGGAAUCUGUUCAGGAAAGUCUACUUGAUUCUGAAUACGCAUCAGAUACCGGUGGAUGCUUUGCAGACUGCCCUCGUUUCUUUAGGUCAAACUGACGUAGAUACUGAUGAGACCGAAUGCAUAGUCGCGAAUUUGAUUUACGAGGGGAAAAUCAAAGGGUACAUCUCGCAUCAACAUAGAAAAGUCGUAGUCAGCAAGCAGAAUCCGUUUCCAUCGUUGACGAGUCUAACGUAGAUUUACUAGAUUUACAUUUUUAUAAGCUAAUCAAAUAAAACUGUUCGUUAUUUUAUUUUUCACACAACUUCAGUUUCAUUACAAACUACAUCAUUCUUACUAUGACAACCAGUUACUAAAUAAACAUACUUCAACUGUUUUUU
Messenger RNA from Nicrophorus vespilloides, 1485 nucleotides. It is a transcript of the gene PCID2, whose product is annotated as PCI domain-containing protein 2. The record is from RefSeq and is a predicted model, not a curated record. Gene Ontology annotation, biological process: post-transcriptional tethering of RNA polymerase II gene DNA at nuclear periphery; transcription elongation by RNA polymerase II; poly(A)+ mRNA export from nucleus. Lineage: Eukaryota; Metazoa; Arthropoda; Insecta; Coleoptera; Silphidae. Bases 152 to 1342 code for a protein of 396 amino acids. Gene Ontology annotation, cellular component: transcription export complex 2. The transcript has 2 exons. Gene Ontology annotation, molecular function: double-stranded DNA binding; RNA binding.